AUGGGGAAGAAGCUCAAAGUUGGAAAGACCCGAAAAGAUAAAUUUUACCAUUUAGCCAAAGAAACAGGCUAUCGGUCUCGUUCGUCAUUCAAACUCAUCCAACUCAACCGAAAAUACCAGUUUCUACAGAAAGCUAGAGCUUUGAUAGAUCUGUGCGCUGCUCCUGGAGGAUGGUUACAGGUGGCGUCCAAAUUUAUGCCCGUUUCGAGCCUUGUAAUUGGUGUUGAUCUGGUACCUAUCAAACCCAUCCCCAAUGUAGUGACUCUUCAAGAAGACAUUACUACCGAGAAAUGCCGACAGGCCCUGAAAAAGGAGCUACAGACAUGGAAGGUUGAUGUUGUGCUAAACGAUGGCGCUCCAAAUGUAGGAGCCAACUGGCAGCAUGAUGCUUUCUCCCAGGCCCACCUGACUCUGAUGGCCUUGAAGUUGGCCUCUGAAUUCUUGGCAAAAGGAGGCACUUUUGUCACUAAGGUGUUCCGCUCCAAGGACUACCAGCCACUCCUCUGGAUCUUCCAGCAGUUCUUCAAGAAGGUUCAAGCCACCAAGCCCCAAGCGUCUAGGAAUGAGUCUGCUGAAAUAUUUGUUAUUUGCCAGGGUUUCCUAGCUCCAGACAAAAUUGAUGCAAAGUUCUUUGAUCCCAAAUAUGCGUUUAAAGAGGUGGAGGUGCAAGCCAAAACUGUGAAAGAUCUGGUUCCGGAUAAGAAGCCAAAGGCGGAGGGAUACACGGACGGCGACCUGACACUUUUCCACAGUUGCACUGUUAUGAAUUUUGUAAAAGCUGAAAAUCCCGUCGACUUUCUGAGCAAAGCCAGUGAGAUCACGUUUGACAACCCAAAGCUCGAGGCUCACAGCACAACCACUGAUGAGAUAAAGGAGUGUUGUCGUGACAUCAAAGUUUUGGGGCGCAAAGAACUCCGUAUGUUGCUGAACUGGAGGACAAAACUGAGGAGAUACCUAGCUAAGACAUUGAAGGAGGAGGCCAAGAAGCUUGACCAGGAAAUCAGUCUAAGUUCUGAUGAAGAGGGGGAUGAUUCAGAAGACGAGUUGAAUAAGAAGAAAGAGGAAGAGGAGGAAGUUGACGAAGAAGAAGAAAUGGAGAAGAAAAUUGCCGAGCUGAAAGCAGAUGAAGUGGCUGAUCUGAAACGGAAGAAACGGAAGCUGUUGAAAGAACGCAGGAAGCAGAGGGAGAGGGUGGAGCUCAAGAUGGAUCUGCCAGGUGUCUCCAUUGCUGACAACAACGAUGUCUGCUUGUUCUCCCUACACGCCCUCAAGAAGAAAAAGGCGCUGACUGAUAUUUCCAAGGGGGACAUGAAGGCAGCAGAAUUUCUGCUGGAAGAGGAAGGGGAGGACGACAUCCACCUGUCUGAUGAUGAGGAGGACCAAGCAGAUAACAUCUCCCUGGCCUCUGAUUUGGAUGAAGAAGAGUUGGAGGAGGUGGAACGCAGACAGAAGGAGCUUAAGAAGAAAGAGAAGAAAAAAGUGACCUUCGACAAGGAAGAGGAGGUAGAAGAUGAUGACAACGAGGAAGAGGGGAGUGGCUUACUAGUGGAACUCGAAGGAAAAGAUGAGAAGACAGAGCGUGAAACCAACUUGUGGUUCAGCAAGGACAUUUUCUCAGAGAUUGAACUGGAAGGAGAUGCUGAGAGCGAGCUCAGGCAGACUCUGUUGCUUCAAACCCAGCAACCAGGGAAAGGCAAAAAGAGGAAAGCGGAGGAAGUAGAGCAGCAAGAGGAGGUUGUCCCAAUUGAAAAAGAAGUAGCCGAACCUUCACAGGAAGUUGCGGAAGACAGUGACAGCGACUCAGAUGACAGCGAUGAUGAAGGAUACAUUACAAAAUUGAAGCAGGCCAAUGUUGGAACUAAGAAAAGUCCAGGGGCUGAUGAUGACAAAGACUUCCAGGUGGUUCCAGUUGAAAGCAACAGUAAGAAAGCUCGCAUCCUGGAUGCCGAAGGCCUCGCCAUUGGUACCAUGAUUGCCACGUCCAAGAAGAAAACCAGAGACCUGGUGGACAACUCUUUCCAUAGAUUUGCAUCUUCUGACGAGGCUUGGGAAGUACCUGAGUGGUUCUUGAACGACGAGCUCAAACACAGGAGGAAACCAGUGCCGGUCACCAAAGAGAUGGUGGAGGAGUAUAAACAGAAGUGGAAGGAGAUCGAUGCCCGACCAAUUAAGCGAGUUGCUGAAGCCAAGGCCAGGAAAAAGAGGAGGAUGCUGAAGAAGAUGGAGCAGGCUAAGAAGAAAGCAGAGGCAGUUGUGAACACAGUGGACAUUUCUGAGAGAGAAAAGAUGGCUCAGUUAAAGAGUAUCUACAAGAAAGCUGGCGUGGGAAAAGAGAAGCGAGAAGUGACAUAUGUCGUUGCGAAAAAAGGAGCCGGCAAGAAAGUGAGGCGGCCUGCCGGCGUCAAAGGCGUCUUUAGGGUGGUGGACGGUCGCAUGAAGAAAGAUACUCGUGGAUUGCAAAGGAAAGACCAGAAAGCAAAGGGUGGCAAGGGAAAGGGAAGACAAGCUAAAGGUGGCAAAAAAGGAGUCAAUACUAAUAAAGGACGAAAGGCAAAAUAA
Messenger RNA from Nerophis lumbriciformis (worm pipefish), 2559 nucleotides. The record is from RefSeq and is a predicted model, not a curated record. NCBI's taxonomy places the organism in Eukaryota, Metazoa, Chordata, Actinopteri, Syngnathiformes, Syngnathidae.